UUCAUUGCUAUCUGUCGGAACUUCUUUAAAUCGGAUGGUUCAGUUAAGUUCGCAACUUUGUUGUGUUUGGAUAAGAAAAAAAUGUUUUCUUUCACGAUAUCAAUCAGUGUAUUUCUAGUCGUAUUUUUCGCUGUAGCAUACUGCGAUAAUGAUCUCAAAGUUGAAGUGUUGUAUAAACCGGAAAUGUGUGAAAAUAAAUCUAAAACUGGCGAUAUGUUGACCAUGCACUACACGGGUACUUUGACGGAUGGUACCAAAUUCGAUUCAAGUUUGGAUAGGGAUCAACCUUUCUCUUUUCAACUAGGCGUAGGUCAAGUGAUCAAAGGCUGGGAUCAAGGUUUAACGGAUAUGUGCGUAGGGGAAAAACGUAAACUCACCAUCCCUCCGCAACUAGGAUACGGUGAUAAAGGUGCCGGUAACGUGAUCCCUGGUAAAGCGACUUUGAUAUUCGAAGUAGAAUUGAUCCACAUCGGCGAUGCUAAGCCGGCUAACGCGAACGUUUUCAAAGAAAUCGACGCCGACAAAGACAAUCAGCUAAGUCGAGAGGAAGUAAGAGAAUUUGUAAGCGAAUAUCUCAAAAAACAAAUGGUUGCGGCCGAAGGUGAAGUACCUAGCGAAGAAGUGAAGAACAUGCUGGCGGAUCACGAUAAAUUAGUCGAGGAGAUAUUCCAACACGAGGAUCAAGAUAAAAAUGGUUUUAUUUCGCAUGCCGAAUUUUCGGGUCCGAAACACGAUGAAUUAUAAAUUUUUAUUUUGUUUAUUUAGUUGAUUAUUAUCGAUAUUUUUAUAUUUUUUGUUAAAAUUCCGUACUUACUAAACCAAAACCAUCUCAAUUUACAGUUGUAGCAGUUUGAUUAUUUUCCAGAAUUAUUUUAUUCAAUUGACGUUAUUGUUCUUAUUUUUUGACUAAUUCAAGGUUGUUGUUACGUAAUUAAUUAUUUAUCUCGUAUAUAUUUGUUCAAAAGAAUAAUUGUAGGAAACUGUUUUUAUACGAUUUUACACAAAAUGUUGUUAUAGGUACGUGGUUUGUAGACAAAUAAAUCUUUUUACCUAAAA
Molecule: messenger RNA, 1056 nt
Organism: Diorhabda carinulata
Lineage: Eukaryota; Metazoa; Arthropoda; Insecta; Coleoptera; Chrysomelidae
Exons: 3
Coding region: 82-744 (220 amino acids)
Molecular function (GO): calcium ion binding; peptidyl-prolyl cis-trans isomerase activity
Source: RefSeq, a predicted model, not a curated record